AUGGAUGAGAAAAGUGCUGUAGGAAGCGGUGGAGCAUUUGGCAGAGUAUAUACUAUAAGUUUACCAAGUGGAGAACUGGUUGCUGUAAAGAAGCUAGUCAAUAUUGGGAGCCAAACUUCGAAAGCACUGAAGGCUGAGGUCAAGACAUUAGCCAAGAUCAGACUGAGGAUUGCCAUUGGGGUUGCUCAAGGAUUGGCAUAUCUUCACAAGGAUUAUGUUCCACAUUUACUUCACAGAAAUGUCAAGUCGAAAAAUAUUCUUCUGGAUACAGAUUUUGAACCAAAGCUCACUGAUUUUGCUCUCGAUCGACUCGUGGGAGAAGCUGCAUUCCGGUCAACAAUUGCUUCAGAAUCUGCAGAUUCUUGUUACAGUGCUCCUGAACUUGGAUACAGUAAGAAAGCAACAGAACAAAUGGAUGUUUACAGCUUUGGUGUUGUGCUACUAGAACUCAUAACUGGCCGUCAAGCUUAGCAAGCUGAACCAGUGGAUUCACUUGAUAUCGUGAAGUGGGUUCGAAGGAAAAUCAACAUAACCAAUGGAGCAAUCCAAGUUCUAGAUUCUAAGAUAUCAAACUCUUACCAACAAGAGAUGCUAGGAGCUCUAGACAUUGCUAUUCGA
This is a messenger RNA of Hevea brasiliensis (rubber tree), 618 nucleotides long. RefSeq names its product probably inactive leucine-rich repeat receptor-like protein kinase At5g06940. The record is from RefSeq and is a predicted model, not a curated record. The transcript has 3 exons. Gene Ontology annotation, biological process: protein phosphorylation. The coding region runs from base 1 to 471 and encodes 156 amino acids. Lineage: Eukaryota; Viridiplantae; Streptophyta; Magnoliopsida; Malpighiales; Euphorbiaceae. Gene Ontology annotation, molecular function: protein kinase activity; ATP binding.